This is a messenger RNA of Sardina pilchardus (European sardine), 1243 nucleotides long. Its product is annotated as glutathione S-transferase kappa 1-like. Lineage: Eukaryota; Metazoa; Chordata; Actinopteri; Clupeiformes; Clupeidae. The transcript has 8 exons. Bases 149 to 883 code for a protein of 244 amino acids. Gene Ontology annotation, cellular component: mitochondrion; peroxisome. Gene Ontology annotation, molecular function: glutathione transferase activity; glutathione peroxidase activity. Gene Ontology annotation, biological process: glutathione metabolic process. The record is from RefSeq and is a predicted model, not a curated record.
AAUGACUCAUGGCACGCACGCUGGAGGGAAGGGCGGGGUGGCAAAGUGACUUUAAAAGCAAAUCGGUCUCAUGGAGACAAUGAUUAUCGUAACAUUCGGUUGACUGUUGAUAUCAGAGGAUACUCACAAUAGAAGUUGGACCUGGAAGAUGUCAAGUUACGGCAAACGGAAACUGGUGGAAUUGUUUUAUGAUGUAAUAUCCCCUUACUCAUGGCUUGCAUUUGAGAUGCUCGGUCGGUACAAGAACAUAUGGAAUAUCGAUCUGAAGCUGCGACCUGCUCUUCUGGGUGGAGUCUAUAAAGGUGCCGGUAACAGGAGUCCUGAUGAUGUUCCAAGAAAAUUCCACUACAUGGCAGCAGACCUUCUCCGCUUGGGCGCCUACACUGGAGUUCCACUCAGAGUUCCUGCUCAGCCUGUCAACGUUUUGAUGGCGAAAGGUUCUCUGGAAGCCAUGCGCUUUGUGACUGCAGCGGCUGAGAAGGAGACAGGUGGUGAUGCCCAGGUGGAGAAGGUCUCCAGGGAGCUGUGGAUGAGGAUCUGGAGUAAUAGCCAAGACAUCAACCAGCUCUCUUCACUUGCAGAGGCGGGUCUACACGCUGGACUAUCUGACAAGAGGGUACAAGAAUUACUGGAAAUGUCCAGCAGUAAGGCAGUCAAGGACAAGUUGUGGUCAACUACCCAAGAAGCCCUUGAUUAUGGGGGUUUUGGAUUUCCCCUCACAGUCUGCCAUGUAAACGGAGAGGCCAAAAUCUUCUUUGGAUCAGACAGAUUUGAACUAAUGGCUCACUGUCUCGGUGAAAAGUGGAUGGGACCACAGCCUGUGCACCCGUCAGUAACUCUCAGUCAACAACCAGCCUUUAUGAGAGCAGCCAUGGCCCACUGACAUUUUCUCUUUGGACAGAGACAUUGAUAUCUUCUUUAAUGAGUUGGAUAUGGCACUACUGUUUACUUAAGCACAGCUGUGAGUGAGCUUCAGCAGAUACUGUUCUCCGAGGUGACAGGGACUCUCUCAAUGUUCGACUCUCUGUUUUUAAGUGCUCACACCACCAGUGCUCCCCCCACCACCAUGCUCCUACUGUGCAAAUCUACCCCCGACCAUACCCCAACUCAGACCCGGGAGUCAGUACGCCAUGGUUUUGGAAACAAAAAAGGUCAAUAUUUGUAAAUAUAUUUAAAAACUUGUGUAUGUAUGAAUGUGUAAGUAUGUGUAUUAAUGUAAUAAAGCAUGUUAUUCUUUUCUAAA